Messenger RNA from Chionomys nivalis (European snow vole), 2160 nucleotides. RefSeq names its product amiloride-sensitive amine oxidase [copper-containing]-like. The record is from RefSeq and is a predicted model, not a curated record. The transcript has 4 exons. The coding region runs from base 1 to 2160 and encodes 719 amino acids. Gene Ontology annotation, molecular function: copper ion binding; diamine oxidase activity; primary methylamine oxidase activity. Lineage: Eukaryota; Metazoa; Chordata; Mammalia; Rodentia; Cricetidae. Gene Ontology annotation, cellular component: plasma membrane. Gene Ontology annotation, biological process: response to antibiotic; amine metabolic process.
AUGGGGCUGGCACAAAGGAGCUUGCCACUGGGCUGCAUGGCUGUCAUCUUGGUUCUAGAGAUGGCCAUGGCAGAGCACCCUAUCUGGAUGCUGAAUGACAAGGCCCAGGUGUUUGCAGACCUGAGCGCCCAGGAGAUAGAAGCUGUGCACGGCUUCCUGAUGCGCAGGCCGGAGCUGGAGCUGCAGCCAUCAGGCACACAGGCCUUAGACAAGAACUCUGUGUUCCUCAUUGAAGCGCUGCUGCCCAAGAAGAAGGAUGUCCUAGAGUUUCUGGAUGAAGGAACAAAACUUCCAGUGCGGGAAGCCCGUGUCGUCAUUUUCUUCAGUGCCCAAGAGCACCCCAAUGUCACCGAGUUUGCUGUGGGGCCCCUGCCACAGCCCAUCUACUUGAGAGAGCUGUCCCCUAGGCCAGCAAAACAUAGAGCCUGGGCAUCUAGACCCAUGUCCAAAGUAGAGGAAAGCCUUCUCUACCGCAAAAUCAAGAAUGCCACCACACCCUUAGAAAAGUUUUUCCUGGACACCACCGGCUUCUCACUAGAGGACUGCAAUGGGCAGUGCCUGACCUUCACCCAUGUGGCCCCCCACAGUGUGGAGUCUAGACAUCGGGCCACCUGGUUUCUCUUGCAGCGCAUUGUGAAAAACCAACUGCAGCCGACGGGGUUGGAGAUCCUCGUGGAUCACGGGAGCACAGAUGUCCAGGAUUGGAGAGUGGCACAGGUCUGGUAUAAUGACAAGCUCUAUAGCAGCCCAGAAGAACUGGCUCAGAAAUAUGCAGAUGGAGAAGUAGACACAGUGGUUCUCAAGGACCCAUUGCCUGAGAACAUAGAGCAGCCACAGAUCUUUAACACGCCUAGUGGGGAAUUCCCACUGCCCCUCAGCAAGUCUGGCCCCCAUGUGGGAGAAGGCGAUGGUCCCAGCUAUAGCCUAGAGGGCAACACUGUCACCUACAAAGGCUGGAGCUUCUCUUUCCAGCUUCGACCCUCGUCUGGGCUGCAGCUACUGAAUGUGCGCUUCAGGAAUGAGCCUAUAGCCUAUGAGGUCAGCGUGCAGACAGCUAUGGCUGUGCAUAGAGAAAGCACACCUGCAGGAGAUCUGAACAAGACCAUGGAUCUAGGCUGGAGCAUGGGCAGUGUGACUCAUGAAUUAGUCCCUGGCAUCAACUGCCCAGAGACAGCCACCUUCCUAGAUGCCAUCCACUACUAUGACAGUGAUGGACCUGUCCGUUAUCCACGAGCCCUCUGCAUCUUUGAGAUCCCCACAGGGAUGCCUGUGGGGCCCGUCUUUAACUCUGACUUUCCAGGCAAAAUCAACUUCUUUUCGGAUAUGAUGGGACACAAGCUGGUGCUACGGGCAACCUCAGCCAUCUACAAUUUUGAUUACAUCUGGGACUUCAUCUUCUAUACUAACGGCAUGAUCUUAGCCAAGAUGCAUGCCACAGGCUAUACCCACACCACCAUAUACACCCCUGAGGGGUUGGGCAAAGCUCAUCUGCUAACUCACCACCUUGUCAACAGUCACACCCACCUUGUGCACUACCGUGUUGACCUGGAUGUGGCAGGAACCAACAACAGCUUCCACACACAGCAGACCAAGCAGAAAAACACCACCAGCCGACACCACCUGGUCCAAGGCACAUCAUUGAAGACGCAGUACUCCCAGGAGCGCCAGGCCACCUUCCCCUUUGGACAGACUCUGCCUCCAUUCCUGCUCUUUAGCAGCCCCAAAAAGGAUGUCUUGGGACGCAGGCGCGGCUACCGCCUACGGAUCUACUCCACAUCUCAGCAGAAGCUGAGCCCUGAAUCCCAGGAGGACUUAGCUUUCACCUGGGCCAGGUACUCCCUGGCGGUGACCAAAUAUUGGGAGUCUGAACGGUGCAGCACCAGCAUCUACAAUCAGAACCACCCUUGGGAUCCCCCCGUGGUCUUUGAGGAUUUCCUUCAGAAUGAUGAGCGUAUUGAAGACCAGGACUUGGUGGCCUGGGUGACAGUGGGAUUCUCUCAUGAGCCCCAUUCUGAAACUGUCCCCAGGAUGGCAGCAGCUAGGAGCUUUGUAGGCUUCUCACUCCAGCCUUUCAACUUCUUCUAUACCACUGGAAGACAGCUAGAUACAACUGCCAAAGAUACAUCAAACACUAAGCCACUGGGGACAAGGUCUGCCUGA